Molecule: messenger RNA, 4198 nt
Organism: Solea senegalensis (Senegalese sole)
Lineage: Eukaryota; Metazoa; Chordata; Actinopteri; Pleuronectiformes; Soleidae
Gene: taok3b
Product: TAO kinase 3b
Exons: 7
Coding region: 1079-2395 (438 amino acids)
Biological process (GO): execution phase of apoptosis
Source: RefSeq, a predicted model, not a curated record
UCUUCCCGCUGCCGCCGCCGCUGCUGCUGCUGCGUGUGUGUGCGCGCGCGCAUCACAUUCAUAUGUAUUUCACGCAGAAAUGUCUCCGUGUCACUAAUGAGAUGUAGUUUUAUGUCAUAGAUCGUCAGGGGGGGAGAACAAAGCUGUAUCUUUUCACAUUAGUCGUCUUUUGAUUGACGUGUCACAGGCCGGACUCGAACCCACUCCAUGACAUCAUCUAGAUGUGGUGUCUAAUGUAAACGACGUGAUGCUUAUUGUAAAUUAAAUGAUGUUUAUUGUGAAGGAUGUGCCUUUUGUAAAGGAUAUCGGAGUGACUCAUUCAUCCUUUGAUGCAGAAUUAUCUUUUUACAUUUGGUGGGUUUUCCAUCUACUUGUUUUUAUGCUCAUUACAAAAAAAAGAAACCUGACACACACACACACACACACACACACACACAAACAAAAUAUAACAAAUAAAAAUAGUUUUAGGUGGAAAAGUCAGCGUAUGGUUAAAAUGUAAAUAAGAGCAAAUGAUUUAGCGAAUAAAGGAUGAAAAUCACAUCAGUGAGACAUUAGUGUCUUGAAAAUGCUGUGUCGCUCACCACCAUACAGUUCUAGUGAUUUAUUUAGAAGUUUGAAGGGGAGACUGCAUCUCUCCAGUCAUGCCAGGACCUUGAUUCUUGCUUUCAACUUGAAAAGGUUCACUUAAAAAUAAGUAUCCUUUGUUACGUGUUUGUUUGUUUUUUUGUAACACUUUUGGUGACAUCUGUGAUGUUUUUUUGUAGCUUUAGUUCUUAACUGUUUUCUCUUUCAUGAGAAACAAAUCAUGGGUGUAGAUGAGAAUUCUCUACCUGUUUACAUUUAGGAAUAAAGCAAAAAAGAGAUAUUAAAACAUAAAGUAUCUGCGCUGUAUGUGGUCCUGUUUUUAGGCCAUAGUCUUUUACUUGUGAGCUGUCUUUUUCCUUCCUUCCCAUCCCCACCACGGCAGUUGUUUCUCCCUGCCCGCUCUGUGUCUUUUACUUCCCGCCUCCUGUGUUCCUCUGUCUAGGUCAUCAGGUAGAUCCAGGAGCAUGAGCAGGACUUUGAGCUGCGGGAGCAGAUGUCUGGGUAUAAGCGCAUGCGGCGGCAGCACCAGAAGCAGCUGAUCGCCCUGGAGAACAGGCUAAAGGCCGAGAUGGAUGAGCAUAGGCUCCGACUGCAGAAGGAAUUAGAAACACAUGCGAACAACACUUACAUUGAGCUGGAAAGACUGGCCAAGCGGCACGCUGCUCAAACCGACAAAGAGAUUAAGUCCAUUGCAGCAGAAGAGAGGAGGAUCCAGCAACAGAUUGUUGCUCAGCAAAAGAAAGAGUUGACUACUUUCCUCGAGAACCAGAAGAAGGAGUACCGGCUCUGCCGAGACAAAAUCAAAGACGAGAUGAAUGAGGACCUUUACUCACCCAAGGAGGAGAAGCAGGAGCGUCUGUCCCGGCACAAAGAAACAAUGCAGCGCUCUCAGGCUGAGGAGGAAGCUCAUCUGCUGGCCCAGCAGAGGCUGGUCUACGACCGCAGCUGCAGGGCCCUCAAACGUCGGAGUCUGGUCAGGAAGCAUGAGUUUGAACAAGAGCAACUCAGAGAGGAGCUGAACAAGAAGAGGACCCAAAAAGAGAUGGAGCAUGCCCUGAUGAUCCGGCAGGACGAGUCUACCCAGGAUAUGGAGCGCAGGCAGCUGCACAUGCUGCAGAAGCUGCGCGUGGAACUCAUGCGGCUACAGCAUCAGACAGAGCUUGAGAACCAGGAGGAGUACAACAGCCGGCGGCAGAGAGAACUACACAGGAAACAUAGUCUGGAGAAGCGGCAGCAGCCCAGAAACCUUAAGACACUGGAGAUGCAGAUCAAGAAACAGUUUCAGGACACUUGCAAGGUGCAGAACAAGCAGUACAAAGCUCUGAGGAACCAUCAACUGGAGGUCUCCCCCAAAGGCGACCAUAAGUCCAUCCUAAAAAGCCUGAAAGAGGAGCAGACCCGCAAACUGGCUAUUCUGGCUGAGCAAUACGAGCAGAGCAUCAACGAGAUGAUGGCGUCGCAAGCGAUGCGAUUAGAAGCGGAGCAGGAAGCCGAGUGCCAAGCGCUGAAGCAGCAGCUGAAGCAGGAGAUGGAGCUCCUGGACGCCUACCAGAGAAAAACCCAGUCACAGAUGGAGGCCCAACAUGAGCGAGAGCAGCAGAAACUCGAGCAGAAGGUCUCCAUACGCAGAGCGCACCUUGAACAGAAGAUUGAGGAGGAGUUGGCCGCACUUCAGAAGGAACGCAGUGAAAAGAUCAAGCACUUGUUGGAGCGUCAGGACCGUGAGAGUAACAGUUUUGACACAGAGAGCAGAAGUCUCGGCUUUGGAAGCCUGGGAUCUCUGGACUUCCCCAAAGAAGACAACAGAUGAAAGUGGAAUUAUCUCUAGAGGACAACAUAUCCGUGCCCUUUUCACGUCCACUCGACCGUUUGCCACGUCCGUGGCGACAAAAGCUGGAUAACCUUCUCUCUUUGCUUUUCUUCUAUCUUAGAUAUUGCAUCUUCGAAAUCGAGGUGUUUAACGUGCAAUGAGGACUUCUUUUGUGAAACUUGAAGGGGGAAAGUAAAACAAAAGAAUCAACAACAACAACAACAACAACAACAACAACAAUAUGUCAAUAAAAACCUAGUCAGUGUAACUCCAAACUUAUGUGUUAAAAAUAACAGACUCUUUUUUCCUCCAUGCCAUUUUUCUCUUUUUUGGUAUGAAAUGAAUAAAAUCAGGAAAUUUUAGUAAAAUGGGCACUUUGAUAUGUUUAAGUAGAAAACCCAUCAUGUUCAUAUGAUGCUAAAUGUGUGUGUUACAUGGAGGGACAUUGUGGAAUGUGAGCUGCGGACUUCCCCCGUGGCGUUAAGCUGCUUUGUCUUUUUUUUUUUUUUCAAAUACGUUGAUUUCGUUCUGUUUGGUUUAUUUUAUGCUCUGAAUGUGAAUAUUACUGUAUGGGGGUCACUGGAUAAAGUCAGAGUUUAUUCAUUUUUUUUCUAAAUUUCCUUUCUUCAUAUUUCCAUAUUGUGCUUAUGCAUACAGUAUACUGUGGUCCCUCACUUACUUAUUUUUUUAGGCAACAGAUCUUUUUAAUUAUUAUUAUUAUUAUUAUUAUUAUUAUUUGAUAUGUAGGAUCAAUUGGCAUCGGCUUGAUCAACCCGUUUAUCUUAACACAAUUCAAGAUCCCACUUGGUAAAAACUGCUUAUUAUUGCAUGCACUUUAAGGACAAAUUCAGGUUGUGAAGUGAAGCAUGAAUCUGUCAGAGAUUUUAGCUGUUUGUAAAUAAAAGUGGUCAUAGCAUUUUUAUUUUUAUUUUUUUGUUUAAAGCCUAUGGAUACUGGACAUAAGCUCCAUAUUUGAUGAUAAUUUCACAAAUGCCUUUAUUUAAGUUGUGCCUGAAGCAGACUUUAGUUCCGUGUUUGUUAUUUAUAUUUGAUUUACUGAGGCCGGCACCAUUUUUCUUUUAUUUAUUUUUUUGAAUUGUUUUUGGUUUCAUCUUAACUCGUGAAUCAUUUAAUGUUCACUAAUCAAAUUUCUUGUAAAGGAAAUGGUGCGAAUUGUGCUGUAUAACUUUUGAUAUCAAUAUUUGUACAUGAGAAUAUAGCUAGAACACACAGAGACACUGGUCUAUUACUGAUAACAGAGCUUAAAUGUGAAAAAGAGUUUUGCUUCAUUUUUGUUUCAUGACAUACGAAUAUGGUCAAACAAUAGCUCAAUAUAUUGGUAAGUCACUCUCAGAUUGUAUAAAUGCUGGCGAAUGGAACCACAGACUUCUUUUAAUGUCAUCCGAUAAUCUUUGAUUGAUCUGCGUAAAACAAACAAAUGUGUGGAUCCAGUUUGCAUUUUAGUGUCCAAUGAUCAGAUUUACAUCUUUUUUUUGUUCAUUAUGGUCAUUGAACAGGUUGCACAAUGUUUCCAUUUAUAUUGAAUGGGAAGAUAAUUGUUUGGUGCUUAAUUUCUAAUACCACCUUUAGCCUUGUAGUUUUUUGUCUUGGUAGAGACGAUUGAUUUUUACCAAAAUGUGAACACAAAGCAUUUUGAAACCUCCUCUGAGUCAAAACACUACUAAGAUUUUCACACACACACACACACACACUCAUGACAUAUUUAGAGUACCCCAUGCAGUGAAACCCUCUAAAAAUGAAGUAUAUGUAUAAAAAAAAUAAAUACUAUUUUAUCACGGGUCA